AUGCCCGGCGAAGUCCAGCCGCACGGAGCAGCGCCGCAGCUCUCGUGAACCGCGGGCGUCGACGCCUCUCCGACUUGCUCCUCUGGCCCCAAGCGCUCUGCCAGCAUUUCCUACCCCACGAAUGGCUACUCAGAGGAAGCACUUGGUGAAAGAUUUCAACCCGCACAUCACCUGCUAUAUCUGUAAAGGCUAUCUCAUCAAGCCAACUACAGUAACUGAGUGCCUCCAUACCUUUUGUAAGACUUGUAUUGUUCAACACUUUGAAGACAGCAAUGACUGUCCCAGGUGUGGCAACCAAGUGCAUGAGACCAAUCCACUAGAAAUGUUAAGGCUGGAUAACACCUUAGAGGAAAUUAUAUUUAAGCUGGUGCCUGGACUUCGAGAACAGGAACUGCAGCGAGAGAUCGAAUUUUGGAAGAAAAACAAACCUCAAGAAAAUGGACAAGAGGAAAGCCCAAAAGCUGAGAAACCAAAAGUAGAUGAGGAGUGUGAUGAAAAUGAAGAAGAUAAAGACUAUCACAGGAGUGACCCACAGAUUGCUAUCUGCCUUGACUGUUUACGCAACAAUGGGCAGUCAGGAGAUAAUGUAGUCAAAGGCUUAAUGAAGAAAUUUAUCCGCUGUUCUACUCGAGUGACCGUGGGAACUAUCAAAAAGUUUCUCAGCUUAAAAUUAAAACUUCCAAGUUCAUAUGAGCUGGAUGUACUAUGCAAUGGAGAAAUCAUGGGGAAGGAUCAUACUAUGGAAUUCAUCUAUAUGACAAGAUGGAGACUAAGAGGCGAAAACUUUCGGUGUCAGAACUGCUCAUCUUCGCAAGUCUGCUCACAGGAUGGCACUUUUUAUCAGUCUUACCCUAUGGUACUUCAGUAUCGACCUAGAAUUGACUUCGGUUAGACCAAAGGGCCAGAUUCCACUGAGAUGAAUCCUGCACUAUUUGUUUACCCAUCGACAGAUUGCACAAUGAAUGGAUGUGCCUGGAUUAGGGGGACACAACCAGAUUUUCAGCAUGCAAAUAAGGACAUUGUCUUUCUUAAAAUUGUCAGUUGCAUCUCUGUUGUUUCUAUUAGAGCAAGCCAAGUGCCAUUCUGCUACUGAAAUGUGCAUAAGAUAUUUGUGUAUCUUACGAGUGUGCUGCAAAUCAUAGCCAAAAUCAUGAAGUGUACAGUCAAGAUUCAAAAACUACGGAAUAUUUUUGCUUGUGUGUUAGAAAAUUUUUCUGGUCCUAAUAUUGAUUACACUAGCAAAAUGGCAGAGUGCUCAUUCCAUGUGGUGUUGCAGUUUCACACGCUAUUUUACUGAAUAUUGUAUAAAUCAUAGAGUACUGUACAAGUAACUAAGGAUUAUACCUUGAAAAUAUUUUGUAUAGAAAAUAUAUUUAGAAAAGUGGUGAUUGGGCCACUACCUUUUGCUUGAUAAACUUCUCAUGGGUCCAGGUAUAGCUCACUCAUGAGUGUGCAACAGUCCUUUUGCAGUGGAUGAAGAUUAAUUGCCCUUAACAAGAGAUGGAGAACAUGGUAAUUCAAAACAGCAAUUUUAAAUCUGCUAAAUAGAUUCUGCUAAUAUUGCUUAAAAGCAUUGCAGCCUUUGUGAUUGCACUUUUCUAUGGGUUCCCGAAAGACUGAAAUUUGGAAUACUAUCUAUUUUUGGAAUAUGGCUUCUGGUCAGAUUACAUUUCUUCUAAUAAAGCCUUCAUAAAAAUGAAGUUUAUAAUAA
This is a messenger RNA of Opisthocomus hoazin, 1711 nucleotides long. The record is from RefSeq and is a predicted model, not a curated record. Lineage: Eukaryota; Metazoa; Chordata; Aves; Opisthocomiformes; Opisthocomidae.